Danio rerio (zebrafish) is the source of this 2133-nucleotide messenger RNA. NCBI's taxonomy places the organism in Eukaryota, Metazoa, Chordata, Actinopteri, Cypriniformes, Danionidae. The record is from RefSeq and is a predicted model, not a curated record.
GAGCAAGAGGCGUCUGAUCUGCGUGUGCAUGUGGAGGACUUACAGCAAGACAAGCAAAAGCUUAGCAGAGAAGCAGAUAAACACAGAGAGCAGCUCCACAAACUCCAGACAGAGUCGCAUGACACACGGACGAAUCUACAACAACAAAUCAAGGAGCUGCAGCAGCACACACAAGAAUUACAGCAGCAGCUGCACACACACACGGAUCAGCUAAAACAGGAAGUGUCUGCGCGUGAAGAGGCAGAAAGCAGAACUCGGCUGUUACAGGAAGAGCUGGAGACGACAAGGAGAGAGCGAGAGACACUGAGAAUAGAGCGAGCACUGGAGCAGACGCAGUUCGAGGCGCAGAAGUCUCAGAUGGAGGCUGAGUUUCGUCUGUCAUUGGAGCAGCAGAUCAGUGAAAGAGUGAAGGCUGUGCAGGAGGAGAACAACACAUACAACACACAACUACGACAGCAGCACAGGAAGCAGCUGCUGGAUCUGAGUGCGCGGCAGGAGCGAGAGCUGGCGGCUCAGCUGGAUCAGUGCAGAACACAGUUACAGGAGAGAGACGACAAACUGCAGCAUCUCACACAGGCUUACCAGCACAGACUGUCGGAGAUGCAGGAGCAGCUGGUUUCCAUGGCAGCGACUAAAAAGAAGCUAGAAUCGCAGAGGGAGGAGCUUGUGUCUCGUCUUCAGGGAAUGAUGCGCUCUCAUUGGGCGGAGGCUUUACGGCUGCUGACCAAUCAGGAGCAGAUGGAGAGUUUUUUAUCACCCGUCCAUCAGAGGGAAACAUCCAGAAUGUCUUCUUCUCCUAAGAGUGACCCACAUGUAUCAGCAGCUCCGCAGGCUGUGGUUCUGCAUCUUUCCAGAGAGAAGGAGCAGCAGUGGGGAACACACCGAGAGCUGAACUCAGAGAUCAACUGCAGCAACACAUUCAGCCCACUGGAGCCACAGCUGGACAACACUGAGCUCACAGCACUCAGUGACUGCAGUGCAUUGUGGGUCAGGCCGAUGUUCACAAUAGAUGAAUCCAUGAAAGAGCAGAGUGAGGAGAGGAGAGAAACUCAGUCAAACCUGAAGCACAAUCUGAAUUACAGUCAGUGUGAACCCAAGCUGAAACACAGCCACACAGACGCAUGGACCAAUCACAACUCAGCUGCAGAUAAUGUGCAGGGCAGGGGCGGAGCUUCUGUACUGAAACAGAGCCACGCCCCCUCAGACACGUGGACCAAUAACAGCUCAGCUGCAGAUAGUGGGCUGGGCAGGGGCGGAGCUUCUGUACUAAAACAGAGCCACGCCCCCUUAGACACAUUGACUAUUCACAGCUCAACUGCAGAUAGUGGGCUGGCCAGGGGCGGAGCUUCUGUACUGAAGCAGAGCCACACCCCUUCAGACCAAUGGGCCAAUCACAGCUCAACUGCAGAUAGUGGGCUGGGCAGGGGCGGUGUUUCUGUACUGAAGCAGAGCAACGCCCCCUCAGACACAUGGACCAAUCACUGCUCAGCUGCAGAUAGUGGGCUCGGCAGGGGCGUUGUUUCUGUACUGAAAAAGAGCCACGCCCCCUCAGAGACAUGGACUAAUAAUGGCUCAGCUCCAGAAAGUGGGCAGAGCAGGGGUGGAGUUUCUGUACUGAAACAAAGCCAUGCCCUCUCAGACACAUGGACCAAUCACAGCUCAACUGCAGAUGGUGGCAGAGGUUGGGCCUACAGUAGUGGUUCUGAGAAGGCUCCGCCCCUUUCAGAUGAAGCUCCACCCAGCAGGAUCAGAGUUUCUGAAGACAGACAGAGUGAGCUGCAGUAUUAUGUGUCAAAGCUGCUGGAACGUUCCCCUGGUGAGCCGCUGGAUGAGCCAAUCAGAGAGCAGCGCAGUGAGUCAGCUGAUGCGUCUGUCCAGCGUCACAUGACUGACCUGACAUCAAACAUGACAAACAAGAAACCAGAGCAACACGACAAACAAGAGGUGUGUGUUUCGUCUCAGCGAGGUCGAUCUGUGCAGAGCAGAAGAUCUGUGAACCGCAGAGGAGGAUCUCAGAGAGUCUGGAGAUGAUGAUGAUGAUGAUGAUGCCUUGAUGAUGAAGAUAUGCUUUCCAUUUUAAUCUCUUAUUUAUAUCUGCUUAUGAUAUUUAAAAUAAAACUCCAAAAUCUUAAA